This is a messenger RNA of Myripristis murdjan (pinecone soldierfish), 709 nucleotides long. Its product is annotated as pterin-4-alpha-carbinolamine dehydratase 2. Bases 125 to 529 code for a protein of 134 amino acids. The transcript has 4 exons. NCBI's taxonomy places the organism in Eukaryota, Metazoa, Chordata, Actinopteri, Holocentriformes, Holocentridae. Gene Ontology annotation, biological process: tetrahydrobiopterin biosynthetic process. The record is from RefSeq and is a predicted model, not a curated record. Gene Ontology annotation, molecular function: 4-alpha-hydroxytetrahydrobiopterin dehydratase activity.
UGCAUUUUCCAUCAGGCAGUGUGUUGAACAGCUAUGGUAAUCUUUGCUGAGGCAAGCUCGCAGAGGAGAGUGAAAGCGGAGAGAAAGCAGAGGCGGCCGACAAAGCGCUGGUAUCUCUGGGUUAAUGUUUACUCUCAGGACGAGCAGCCUAUGGCCCCGUCGUCUCUCCGGCCUGAGCAGUCUGCUGCUGCCUCCGACUUCCAGGAAUUCAUCUAAAAUGGCCUCAGACUCCCAUUGGCUGUCAGCGGCAGACAGAGAGCAGCUGCUGAUGGAGCUGAGGGCCACUGGCUGGGUGGAGGUAGAGGACCGUGACGCCAUCUACAAAGAGCUUCAUUUCAAAACCUUUAAUCAGGCUUUUGGCUUCAUGUCCCGCGUGGCUCUGCAAGCAGAGAAGAUGAAUCAUCAUCCAGAAUGGUUCAAUGUUUAUAAUAAGGUCCAGAUUACAUUGACUACACAUGAUUGUGGGGGACUGUCCAAACGGGACGUCAAAAUGGCCAAGUUUAUUGACAAAAUUGCACUUAACAUGUGAUUUUUUUUUUUUUUUUAAUCAGAUAUAUUUUGUCCACUUUCCUCAGUUUCCUUGCUUUCAGUUAAAAUUUUGCUCGGUUUAAAAAAUUCUUCUUCACAAAAGAACUGCCUUUUCUGUCUUCUCUAUACUCCCACCUUUUGUAGGCCUGUUUGUCUCAAAUAAAAUGUGUACCAUUUCCUA